ACAGACGUGGAAAUCGACUUCAGGCGUAACACUUUCGCAAUGGAGGUCCUAAAGCGCACUGUUUCUCUUCUUUUCCUCGCUAUGUUCAUACUUGGCACGCUCGUACAGUUCAACGACCCUGACCCCAUAAUUUGGGUGACCUACUGGGCAACCGCCGCGCUCUUGCCUCUGAUGGCUUUGACCGGAGUCAACACACGCCACGGCCUUUUCUCUUUGGUGGACAAGCUUGCGCGUGCAGCAGCCAUCCUGGUCUCCCUGUACUGGAUAACGACCUACCUCCCCGGCAUCAAAAAGGACUACCAGGCCAAAAAUGGAAACAUCCUGCGGAUGGUCAUUAACCAGGACGGGGAUAUCAGGAUGAAAGACGACCAGAUGGAGCUUGCGCGCGAGUUUGGAGGAGCUGUUAUCAUUCUUGUCUAUACCUUAGUCCUUUACCCUUUGAGCACGGUGGGAGACGAGAAAGUACCGGGAAAAAGGGCGUGAGGGAGGAGAAGGCGGAAGGGCUUGGAGAGUAGCAGGGAAGACAAGGAGGAAAGCGUUUGGAACGCGAGGGGGAAGGCGUUUGGGUGACGAGAAGUGAUCGUGUAAGGGGACCGUUGUCUCGGACGGGAGGGGCCACCUAUCGGUUCUGACUCCGUCACACGAGUCUGUGUUUGUGUGCGUGUAUACAUGAGGAUAGUAUCAUGAGGACGAAGGUAAUAUCUCGUCCUCUUGGCAAUAUUGAAGUAGAGAAGUCGAUGGAAGGAAUAUGGAAGUCCGAGGAUCGUAAUUACAUUUCUAAGAAGCCUGUGUCGAUUUUGCCUCCGAAUGCAAACCUUCAAGGAAGAGAAAAAAUAUGUCGUGCAAAAACCGUACGAUCGUCGCGAACAAGACGUGGAGAUGUGGAUAGAAAGGUGAUGGUACAGAGUCCCGGGGUCCGGCUGAGCAGAAAGGUCCCAGCACAAGUGCCGAGGGCUUGGAAAAUGCUGCGGAAAGAAAGUUGUUCAGACGGCAAAUUUAUAAGUGGCGGAUACAGUGAAAUAUCAGCACGAAGGGGUGAUCACAGGAAGAGAACCAAAGGGCAGGUCGGA
Nannochloropsis gaditana CCMP526 is the source of this 1070-nucleotide messenger RNA. RefSeq lists its product as uncharacterized. The coding region runs from base 40 to 483 and encodes 147 amino acids. The record is from RefSeq and is a predicted model, not a curated record. The transcript is spliced from 3 exons.